Molecule: messenger RNA, 638 nt
Organism: Drosophila novamexicana
Lineage: Eukaryota; Metazoa; Arthropoda; Insecta; Diptera; Drosophilidae
Exons: 1
Coding region: 87-524 (145 amino acids)
Source: RefSeq, a predicted model, not a curated record
AGCUCGGCAACGAUAUACCAAGUGCUAUUCCGGUUAACAAGCAUAAGUUUUGUAUUUAAUUUUCCGGUAAUUAGUACGACUGGCAAAUGUCAACGGAUGAGCACAACGUGGGCAGUCCCCUAAAGCCGACCACGUCCAAGCCCGCCCAACGGGCAACGGAGUGGGAGCCCAAACUUGCACACAGCACAAACGCACGUGGUGCAUCGAAUCUGUUGCGCCAUCAGCACAGCUUUGAGGCACGCUACAGCAGCAUAAUCCAAAACCAAAUUUGGGAGACCACCAUCAAUAAGGAUGUUAUGGAGCGACAACUUAAUGAAUACUUUCCCUUUGCGCGCAGUGCUUCCCUUACAAGGAACGAAUCCGACAGUUUUCAUCAGCUGCUCAAUCCAACGCCGGAGAGUAUCAAUAGCGCUAUCAAGGCACGUUCAUUGGGGACCACGCCCAUUAAAAAUCGAUCGGCAGCCUCUCUAGAGAAAUUUGAUACGUCGGAAAAGCAAAUCACGAAAAAUAUGGCUGAGCCGUAAAAGAAAUGAAGGCACACAUUGCUUACUACUCUAUUGAAUUAUGGAUACUAAUACACGCAAGUUAAAAAAAAAAAAAUUAUAAGAAAUUAUAUAAGUUUUUUUUCUUGCUGUUCA